This is a messenger RNA of Trypanosoma rangeli, 2085 nucleotides long. Its product is annotated as TBC1 domain family, member 19. The record is from RefSeq and is a predicted model, not a curated record. NCBI's taxonomy places the organism in Eukaryota, Euglenozoa, Kinetoplastea, Trypanosomatida, Trypanosomatidae. Bases 1 to 2085 code for a protein of 694 amino acids. The transcript has a single exon.
AUGUCGUGGGCAGGGCCGUACGGAGCGAGGGCAACACAUGUGCCGGAGGUUCGUGUGUCCCAGCGAGGCAAACCGCGGGAGCUACCCUCAGCCACACUUAGAGCUGCGCUCCCACGCUGGGUGAACUCGACGGGCACGGAAAAGCAAGCGGGUGCUUGCACUCAGAAGCCUGCGCCGGAAACCAACUCCAACUCGCGUUCGCUGCAGCAGGAUGUGGAUCCAACGGUGAUGAACCCAAAGCUUGACGGAGUGCCCAUCGUGAACGAAGCAAACAUUUUCGAGAGCGACUACAGCACCGGGGGUAAUGGUCAAAUUCCAGCCGUUUGUCACGAGGAUGUACAAGGUUCUCUUUCGGUGGUGAUUAGGAAACAAAACUUGGACUUUGAAGCCAGGCGCUACAGUCUCUUGGAGUGUCGAGAUCGAGACUUAUUACAUCAAAGUCGGAAGGUCAUUGACGGUACUUCGGGGCAGCCGAGCGAACUAUCGCAGCCGUUCUGUAUGCUGCUGCAUUCUCUCCUUGCUGAGUCACGGAAGCAGUGGCAAGCGAUAUUGUCCUCACGCGCAACUGCAUUGAAACGAGAGGUGCGGUGCUCAGCUCGCGGGACACUGUCAGAUACAAAUAGCGACGAUGAGAGCGAAGAUAUGGAACGGUCGGUGGCACAACUUUACAAUGUUUUGGUAGCCGGCCUCAAUAGCGCGGCCACAGAGGAGUUACUGAUCGCCCGCAUCUUUGGUGGUGAUCUGUCACUUUGCCAUGACAGUAUUGACUCCUUUGGGUUGUUGACGGUGUUCCGGGCGCCCAUGCAAGAAGUACUGGCUCAGCAUGAGAAGCUUGCCCCAAGUCUCACCAUACUUCGCCGCUACUUUUCAGCGCUCCAUCCUUCAAAUGGCUGCCCAAAGGUCACCUCUCACACAGAACCCUCAGCGUCUGAUGCUGAAGAGAAGCUUGAUGAGUUUUUGCAGCAUGGCAAUACCCCAGAAGAGGUGGCCAAGACAUUACGUGGUGGGGUAAGUCCCUCCUUACGUCGUUUGUUGUAUGCGCGUGCAUUGCAGCUUCCUAUUGUUGUUACGGAUGGGAAUUCACUUUUUGGGGGUUGUGAGGAACUGCAAGCAAAUCGGCAUUGCGACGGAGUGGAAAGAUGCCUGACCUUCGCCACCAAACACAGUCGUGACAAGAUUAGACAGUGUAUGUAUCAUAGUUACGCCACAAAAGAGGAGGAGGAGACAGCUAAGCUGAUUCAGGCCAUCAUAAAGGUGGAUAAUGCUCAUUUUGUGGGUAAUAACGAUAGAUAUUUUAUUUUCAUGGAAGAGACGGAGAAGUUGGUCCUUUCCCUCUUCAUGGACAGAAGUCUGCCAGAAGUGCAUAUGAAAAACACCCUGCGGCAGAUGGGUCGCCCAUGCGCACAGAUAGACUCUUAUUUGGUAUAUUUAGGGAAUUCUGAGGGGGAGACUGAGCCAAGACAACGCGAAGCACUGCCCUCUGGAUUUUUCCCUGUUUGUUCCUGUUCACUACUAGUCGCGCCCGUGUGCUACAUUACCGGCGAUACCGUGGAACAGUACGAUCUUAUUUCCUCGCUGUUUGGGCAACUGUGGUUUCGUCUUCAAGGCCCCACACCUGAACUGGCGCAGUGUUGUUGGAUUUUUGAGGCGCUAGUGGCACGCUUUGCCGCCUCAGCGUGUCUCCACGCCAUCCGCACGCUUCGUCUCCCACCGUUGCGCUUGGCUCUCCCAUGGAUCAUCACAGCAUUUGUGGGGGUGCUUGAGCCGGCAGAGCUCUUGAGUUUUUGGGACCUUAUUCUAUCUUACCACAUAGAAGAAAUGUUUAGCGACCGUACGCCUCUCUCUGUGCCUAUUCAGGCGAGUGUGGAACAUGGAACGGAGGGGGGGGAAGAAAAGAAGGAAACAUCCUCCUCCGCCCCCUGUGCUCUGUGGCUGAUCCCUUUGUUGGCGGCAAGUAUUUUUGUUUACCGUGCCCCAUUGGUUGAACGCUGCGCGACGGCGGAAGAGAUGCUGUUGGUUUUUAAAGAGGGCCACCAUCUGCGAUGUCGGCCGCUUCUACAAUAUCUGCUGUUUAUGGCAAAGUGA